CAAAAGUUACGUCAACUCAUUGUAACCCUCGCGCAGGAUUAAGUAGCUAGAUUAGCAAGAUUAUCGUAUUUCGUAGUGUGGGGAGAGAUAUACUGCAUACAGAGAAGAGGAUGGCAUAAGAAUACGAGACAGUGCUGGAGCAAAACGUCAAAUUCGGUAUGGCUGCUAUACAUACCGUCAUCGGAGUUGGGGCGCUCAUCUUCCUCGGCGUCGACUUUACAGAAGAUUUUGCGACUACGACUAUUGAUUGUAAGGAUGCCGGGCUGCCCGGAGAAAGCACACCACUAACCUGCAAGAUAACAGGCACUGUGAAAUCUGGAGUCAGGUGGUUACGACCAGAUAAUGGGUCACAGUUACUGGUUGUGUUUUGUAACAAGGGUAAUGAUGAUUGUAACCCAUUACUGCCUGGCUACAGUGUUCUUAUUGACUCAUCUACGGGGCACCACACGCUCACCAUAGGUUCGUUCAACAAGUCUACUGAUGCUGGGAUAUGGACAUGUCAGGACGGACCAGUGGGAGUUGGACAAAUUUCAUGUGAAAAGAAAGUCGCAAAACCUGGAAGUGCCGCGACCAUAUCCUACAAGAUGUCCGCCACCAUAGCAGCAAUAAUGACCACAGUCUCGAUGGCUGUUACCGUAUUCACAGCUUCUAUUACAAGAGAUAGAAAGCGUGGCAACCUGAAAAACAGCAGAAUAAGGUAACCACCAAGCUAGCUUCUCGGGUGAUGAAAGUGUUCCACAGUAAAACCACAAUGUGGUCGUCUUGCGUGAUGAAAAUAGUCCACAGUAAAACCACAAUGUGGUCGUCUUGCGUGAUGAAAAUAGUCCACAGUAAAACCACAAUGUGGUCGUCUUACUUGACGAAAAUAGUCCACUGUAAAACCACAAUGUGGUCGUCUUGCGUGAUGAAAAUAGUCCACCGUAAAACCACAAUGUGGUCGUCUUGCGUGAUGAAAAUAGUCCACAGUAAAACCACAAUGUGGUCGUCUUGCGUGAUGAAAAUAAUCCACAGUAAAACCACAAUCCGGGUUCAGAAGGAACACCACACCCCAGUCUUCUCAAUGUUCAACAGUAACUCUACAAUCCAGUCUACCCAGUGUUCAACAGUAACUCUACAAUCCAGUCUACUCAAUGUUCAACAGUAACUCUACAAUCCAGUCUUCUCAAAGUUCUACACUAACUCUACAAUCCAGUCUUCUCAAUGUUCUACACUAACUCUACAAUCCAGUCUUCUCAAUGUUCAACAGUAACUCUACAAUCCAGUCUUCUCAAUGUUCUACACUAACUCUACAAUCCAGUCUUCUCAAUGUUCAACAGUAACUCUACAAUCCAGUCUUCUCAAUGUUCAACAGUAACUCUACAAUCCAGUCUCCUCAAUGUUCUACAGUAACUCUACAAUCCAGUCUCCUCAUUGUUCUACACUAACUCUACAAUCCAGUCUCCUCAAUGUUCUACACUAACUCUACAAUCCAGUCUCCUCAAUGUUCAACAGUAACUCUACAAUCCAGUCUACUCAAUGUUCAACAGUAACUCUACAAUCCAGUCUUCUCAAUGUUCAACAGUAACUCUACAAUCCAGUCUCCUCAAUGUUCUACACUAACUCUACAAUCCAGUCUCCUCAAUGUUCUACACUAACUCUACAAUCCAGUCUCCUCAAUGUUCUACACUAACUCUACAAUCCAGUCUCCUCAAUGUUCAACAGUAACUCUACAAUCCAGUCUCCUCAUUGUUCUACACUAACUCUACAAUCCAGUCUCCUCAAUGUUCAACAGUAACUCUACAAUCCAGUCUUCUCAAUGUUCAACAGUAACUUUACAAUCCAGUCUUCCCAAUGUUCAACACUAACUCUACAAUCCAGUCUUCUCAAUGUUCUACACUAACUCUACAAUCCAGUCUUCCUC
Molecule: messenger RNA, 1900 nt
Organism: Gigantopelta aegis
Lineage: Eukaryota; Metazoa; Mollusca; Gastropoda; Neomphalida; Peltospiridae
Exons: 6
Coding region: 159-701 (180 amino acids)
Source: RefSeq, a predicted model, not a curated record